ACUUCUAAACUUAAAAGAAGACAAGGAACUGCAAUAUUUUUCUGAGCAUUUAAUGAUCAAGAACCUCAACAAUUUACCAUUUCCGUCCUGUUUCUACCUGACGUCGAAUUAACAGAUUCCUCCAAAAACGACCUAAACCGACUUGUUUUAAAUUCUUUCAUAAGAUUCACCUCUCUCACGUCAAAAUAUGAAAUAUGAAAUGCUAAUGAUGCAGUAUUAAACUGCGGAUCUCCGAUACAGCGGAGGAAGGAUACAGAAGAAGAAGAGGAUACCUGCCGAUAUAUAUAUCCGAACAGCGGAUCGGAGGAACUGAACGAGAGCUAGAGCUAGAGGGGGAGAUGAGAGAGAAGUGCGGCGCAACGGAGGAAUUUCGAGAAUCAACAGAGAUUCAGAUCGUGGUUGAAUCAAGAUCGAAGGCGAUGAUGCUGAUCAAGAAUGUAUCUCAGAUUCUUCAAGGUUGAUCCAUCAGAAAGAAUUCACACUUGAAUCUCUGUUACCACCCAAGAGAGAAACCCCCUCAAAACUAAGCCAUCAUGUCACAGACGUUUCGAGAGAAGAUUCGUCAACGUCGUCGAGACUUGAGAGAGAACACUAUGGAUUCUACCCAGCUCGGUGAUACAUCAGCAACACCAGGGCGGGGAAGCAGACACGAGAAUAUUUCUGCUGAUGAUGGUGGUGUUGAUGAUGUAGAAGAAAUGCCAGCUGAUCCAAUUGAAGAGAUUCAUCAAGCUGAAUCUUUGAUGGAGAAACUUACUCAAGACAGAGAAUCAAAGAAGAAAGAGCUUUUUGAAUCCUUAGAGCCUGCUGAUGAAGAGCAAGAGAAGAAGAAAGAAACCAAACCCAAGAGAAGAACUGAGAUUCCAACAAUCCAAGAAACAGGAGAGGAGGAAGAACCAGAUGAAGAUACUAAACCAAAGAAGAAGAAAAAGGGAAAGAAACCAGACAUGGCAGCUGCAGUUCUAGCAGCAAAGGCUGGGGUUGAAACGGGUAAAGUCCCUUCUACAAUGAAUGCUACUAUCAGGGAAAGAAUUAGAAAGAAAAUGGCAGAAGCAAAGGAGAAAGCUGAAGAAUCAAUGAAGGAUGAAGUAGCAAAGGAUCCUGAUAAAGAUCUACCAGCUAGGAGACUUAGAGGUCUAAGAGCAAGGGAUAUGGCUACAAGGUUUGAUGAACCAUCAUUGCUAACCAAGGAGGAGAUUGAAGAAGAUAAGAUGUUGAAUGAAUCUAUUAUUGCUAAAGAGAAAUGGAGAGAAUCUUUCAAGAAAGUUAAAGCAAAGCAAGCAGCUCUGCCAACAGAAGAAGAAGCUUUUGACUUCUUCACACGUAGCUAUGAGCCUGAACCAGAUAAUAGAGAGAUUGUAUCAGAGCCAACCUCCGAUAAUCAACCUGGACCCAGUACAUCUAAAGGAACAGGAACGAAAAGAAAGAGUAAAUAUGAUGAUGAGGAGGAGGAGGGGGGCAAGGAGAGCACACCAUUACUAUCAGAAGUGUUUGUUGAUAGGGAUAUGUGGAAGUUACAACCUACACAGCUGGUUCCAGCAGAGUAUGUACCUCUAGGAGUGAGAGAGAAAAAGGAGGAAGGAUAUUUCUUUGUACCAAGCAUCAAAACAGUUCCAUCUGAUCAGAAGGUUCCAGAGAACACCCAACCUAGAUAUUUAGAAGAUGAGGGAUUCUAUGUAGGAGUGAGACCUGAUGUAUCUCAGAGAAACCAAAAUAUCAUGGAACAUCGGCUACUACAGAGAUCUGAUAAGGGUAAAGGAUGGUUUGGAGAAGAUGGUCGCAUCAUAGCCUUACCAGAUCCUGUCAAAGAUACACCUACAAGACCAAGGGUUGUACCAAAUGAAGAGAGAGAACCUGAAUUACAAACUGUCUUUAGAAAGGCCAUGAUUGCAGAUACUACAAACCAGGGAUUAGACUUUGAUUCAGGUGUAGGAGAAGGACAGUAUCAGAUUGAUAUUGAUAUCAAUACACUAGUAUUCACACACCAUCCAUACUUCAGCAAGGAACAUGUGCUGGAAUCCAAGCUAAGACAACUCUAUGAUCAAUACCUCAGGAGAAAACAGAAAGAUAUGGCUCAGUAUCUCACAGACAAGCUUCAAGCAUUGAAGUCAGCAGUGGCUAGUCUCAAAGAGCAGUUGAACUCAGUGAACAUGCAAGAAACAAUUCAAAUGGAUACAAUGCAGAAGGUCAAGGAUUAUAAGGUUGAAAUCAGACAAACAAGAAGACUGAGGGAUUAUGAGCGACAACAUGAUAGACAGCUGAUGAAACAAAUACUGAAAACAUGGAGAGAUAUCAAGAAACUUAGAGAGAAAGAUAACUGCAUCAACACUGCUGUUAAACUCAGCGUUAGAAAGGAAGAAGCUAAUGCUUCUGAAGACGAGGCUAUUUGGAAGCGGGAGAUUGAAGAUGAGAUUGAUGAGCAAAGAGAAAAUCAUGAUGAUGAUUAUCAGAUUCAGCUUGACCGAUACAGAGCUGCUCUACAGGAAUGGAAGCAAGAUAAUAAAGCAAAGAAGAAGAGUAAGAAGAAGAAGAAAAAGAGUGGGUCUCAGGAGAAUCUAACAGAGACAGGUCAGAAUGAAGAAGAUGAAGGAGAGGAAUCUGAGAAACCUAAACCAAUCAAACCAUCAUUCAAAUUUGAUGAGGAUGAAGCAAGGGAACGCAUCAAAGAAAUGAUGGCUCAAAUUAGACGUAAACCAGGAGAGACGAUCCUUCAUCUUGAAGUGAGUAACACAGCUGUCAUUACUCCAACGCAAGACUGUAGUAGACAAGAACAACAAAGACGCAAUGACAUGCAGAGAUAUAGAUGCUUCAUCAAAGUUCUUAUCAAUGACAAAGAAGUCUCAAGAACAACUACAAAAUCUUUAACUUCUGAUUUCACCAUUCACUUUGGUAACAUCUUUAAUGUUGAGAUUGUUCACUGGCCAGAGUCUAUCAGCAUCCAGUUGUUUGAGACAGGAAUUCUGACUAACAGUCAUCUAGCAAACGUCUUCCUGAACGCACCUAACACACAGAUGACAUCUGAUAAGGUUCAUGUUGACCAGUUUGAGUUUAGUAGUGACCAGAAAGUGGAUUUUGACCACAGUGCAGUGGGCAGUGGUAUUACAUUCUCUAUAGGUGAUGGGGAUGAGGCACAAGACUUCAAUCUAUUGACGUCAGGUAGUGUGUAUGCCAGUGUAGCUUGGGGUCUAGCCGAUGAUGGCUUGCCCCUCAUACCACCAGCGAUAUCAACAAACACCAAUGCUUUGAGCUCUAUGAAGGAAGUAGAUGCCUUAGCUGCUAUUGGAGCAACUGGUAUCAUUGAUAAUAAAAAGCUUGCUAAAUGGCUGAUGGAGGCAAGACUAGACCCCAAUGAUCCUUCUAACUCAUUCCUCCUACAGAUGAUAAAGAACGAUCGGAACAAGAUUGAAAGUAAGGAGUAUUUUAGGCUAGAGCAGCUUCAACAAGAGUUUGACUUUGUGACAGAUGAGGAACUGGAGACAAACAGAAGAUUCCGGCUUCUACAGCUUAGAGAGAAAGAGGUGGAAGACUUCAGGAAUUACAAGAUGGUUCCUGCUAUAGAGAAAGAGAUUGCUGAAAACUUCUUUGAAGCAUACGAACUGAAAUUAGAGCAAGAGGAACAAGGAUUAAUAGAUGAAGAUAUGGAUGCUAGGAGAGCACAGGUUGCCAAGUUUAUAGCACAGAUUCGCAAGCGUGUGAUACAAAGGUAUCGAGCUGCACAGCAUCGCUAUACACUCCAAGAUAUCGUCAAUGAAAGCUUAGUUCCUGACGUAAGUCUACUUGGGGACACCUUAGUGAAGUUGGUUGAGCCACGACGUCCUCUCAAACCACAACGUAAAGAACGUAAAACAGUGACUGCACAGAACCUAACAGCUCAAUCUGUUAAUAUCCUUAUUAACAUUGAAAGAGCUUUUGAAAUACCUACUAGGAAACCAGAUCCUAAACAUCCUGGUCAGAAUGCAGAGGUACGUCCGUUUGUUGAGGUUGUAUUCCAACAGACUACCAAACAGACAUGUGUUGCUGAGGGUGCUAAUCCAAACUGGAAUGAAGAAUUAGCUCUGCCGUUCAAGGCUCCUAACAAUGACUACUCAGCAAGCAAUCUACAGACCGUAAGAGAUGUGAUCUAUAUGAAUUUAUUUGAUGAGGUGGUAAUAGAUCUGCUUCAAGAUGAUCGUGAUAGGACUACUAACAUUCAUCAAAGACUUGAGAAACGAUGGUUAGGAAGCCUUAGUAUACCAUUCUCAACAGUCUACUCUCAGGGAAAGGUUGCAGGAGCGAUCCGUGUUGAGGCACCUUCGUCUCUCCUUGGUUACGAGCGAACCAGAGAGAGUGCUGGUAGAGGAGCAGCUAACGCUACAUAUCUCUCUGUAUUCAUUACUGUAGAGCCACCUCUUGCCCCUCCUGAACUAUUCAGAGAGAAGUUCGAGACAUUGGAGGAUGAUCAGCUGUUGAACCAAGCAGAACUUCUCCAAGCUCAAGUCUCAUCAAAGUUUCCCAAGAGGCAGAUAACGACUUCAGUGAUUGAUAUGAACGGUAACUCGGUGUUUGUCUGCCGCUACUUCAAGUCAUUCGCGCCUCCACCGGUCCUUAUGGAAGGCGAUAACCAGGUUGAGAUUUGUGAGAGGAUAGCUCGGUAUGUAUCUCUGAUUCCAUCUAUCUCUGAUAGUGUUUUAUUCCCAGGAGUAUGUAACAUCUGGAGUACAUGUCAGCAAUUUCUUCAAAUGAUGCAAGGUGAUGAAGAGGAGCAUGCUGUUCUUCUUGUUAAUUACUUCCUACAUCUUGGUAAGAAAGCUUGGUUAAUCCUAGGGACGGCAAUCCCUGAAGGACCAACAGCUUAUACUCUCUCAGAGGAAGGAGAUGGCCAGUAUUGGAUCUGGAAUCCUUCUACUGGAGAACAUUACAAAGCUACUGAUAGCUUCUGCCCUCUCAAGAGUGUAGACUGCCUCAUUAAUGACGAUAAUCUGUGGGCCAAUAUUCAGAUACAGGAAGAGACUAGUCGUCUGAACUUUGAUGUGAAGAAAACAACGGCAUGGAAACCACUCUUCAACAGCAGCUUCCCUCGUCCUGCUUUAUCAAGUAUGCAGGAGGAAUCCUUAGAAUAUGAGCAGACGAUACUUGAUGACGUUGUUGAUUUACAGAAUAAGAUUGAGAAGAAACUUCGUUCAUGUAUAAUGGAAUGGAGACCUCGUCACAUCACACGAUGGAACCGUCAUGUCAUUCAUACGUUCAGAGAUAUCCUCAAGAAACUGGAGUAUACGCCUAACCUACUUGACAAUGAGAAUCCUAAUCUCAAAUCAAUACUGGAAUCAUACAAUCUGUGCGGGUUUCCUCUUCACGUGUCGUAUACUGACAUCAAGUCCAUUGUUGAUAAGGUCCGAAGUACUGGAGUCCAUAAGAAUGAAUCGAAUGAUGUUGAGUUUGCACUGGCCGUCCAUAUCCACCCUUACCCAAACCAUAUCCUAUCCGUAUGGAUCUAUCUAGCUUCAGUGACAAGAAGGAGGUGAUCAUCGUAAUGUAUGACUCCAAUUGAGCCUUGACGAAACUACCUAUAAAGGGAUCCACAAUGAAUGAUGUUGAGCUUGUGUUUGCCGUUCAUAUCAAAACCAGAUUCUUUCCAUUUAAAUCUAUACAGCGAGAUGAUGAUCAUAAUGAUGUUAUAAUUGAGCCUUGACUUGCAGAGCUCUCUGAUUAACAGCCAUUAUAUCAUUUGGAUGCAUGAAUCUUCAAGAUGAUGAUUAUCAUAACGAAUGAUUUCAAAUUUAGGUGAAGUUUGGUCUUACCAUAUUAUAUUCUGAACUCUAUUUGAGCGAUAAUUGAAAUGGAUGAUACAAUUCUUACAUUAGAUUUUUUUUUCCAAUGUCUUUGAGCCAAAAUCUGUCCAUACCUGGUCCAAGAAGAAUACAAUAAUUGAAAUUGGAUGGUUUCAUAUUUAGUUAGGCAUGACUUAAAGCCGCCUCACACCAUAUUUUGGAAUAAAACGAAGUAGACUUUGAUGCUAAUACCUGGAAUAUCUUACUGGGUAAUGUUCUAAAUCAUUGUACGAAUACCUAUGUUCAAAUCUGUGACUAUGCUAUUAUCCUUAUUACAAUAAAAGCGGAUUUAAUAUCUAGUCGUAAUGACGUCAUAGCAAUUGUACGAUUGGCUACGAUUUGAAACUAAUUUGCCCUUUACUGAAAAAUAGAGGCUUUCAAUCAUCCAAAAUUGUUAUAUUGUAGCUUUCUUACAGUUAAUUUGAACCUUAAAUGAAAAUAUACUUUUCAUUCAUAUUUGCAGAAAAUUUAUAGGAAAAUGUGAUUUGUUCUAAAAUUGGAUCAUGGACCAGUUGGAAGGUGUGCCAAGCAAUUUACUGUGACAUAAAAGUUUCUCUUGAAUACUGGAACUUGUCUGUUGAAGAGAUGUGAUUGUUUUUAGCUGAUCAGAUUUGUAAUGAAUCUCAACUUGAGAUCAAUUUGAUUGAUUAGCAACUAUUUGUGAGACCAGUGGCUUAUUGCAAAAAUGUUCAAACACAACUUUAAAUAUCAAAUACAAAUCAAAUUGUGCUCCUAUGACUGGAUGUUAGAUCAAGAUGGGUUUGAUUGCAGCUCUUGAUGUCAUUAGCCCAAGGAUUCUAUUUUGCAACUUAUCUUGAUUAUGGAAAGCCAUUUAUGUCUCAUUUCUCCAUAGAGCUACAUGCUGUCCUUCUACAUGAUGAUCAUUUAAAAACAAGGAUGCAUAUACAUGUAUAAUAUGAAAUGCUUUAUGCAUUCUUGAUGAUGGUGUUACAUGCUUUCUGUUGAGAGUGAUUGGAUCAAUUGAGAGUGAUUGGAUCAAUUGAGAGUGAUUGGAUCAAUUGAGAGUGAUUGGAUCAUUUGAGAGUGAUUGGAUCAAUCAAGAGUGAUUGGAUCAGUUGAGAGUGAUUGGAUCAAUUGAGAGUGAUAGGAUCGAUCAAGAGUGAUUGGAUCAGUUGAGAGUGAUUGGAUCAAUUGAGAGUGAUUGGAUCAAUCAAGAGUGAUUGGAUCAGUUAAGAGUGAUUGGAUCAAUUGAGAGUGAUUGGAUCAAUUGAGAGUGAUUGGAUCGAUUGAGACGGAUUGGAUCGAUUGAGAGUGAUUGGAUCAAACACAUUUUGUAAAUUAGGGUCUUGGGGGCCUAUUACAGAGUUGCUUUUACUUGAAAUUCUUAAAAUCAAGUACAAGUUCCAAUAUUAUUGCACACAUGUGAUAAUUGAAAACCAAGUUGUGUUUGAUAUUUAGAAUUGUAUUUGAUUGCAGGCCUUUCUGAAAAGGGUUACCGAAUGUAUUGAAAUUGCUAUUAUAACAUGACAAGUAAUUAUUUCUUGUCAAUGUGUUUUCAACAGGAUAAUGCCCACAAGAACUUACAACCUAUUGAUUUCCUAAAUCCUCAACCUCUUUGUCUAUGAAAUAAUAACUUUGUCAGGACAAUCCAAUGGUAACCUCCAUGAAAUCCUUGAUAUUGAUUGUUGAACUUUGUUACCAUUGAAUGGCAAAGUCACCAUGAACAUAAUGCAAAAGGGCCACGAAAUAUAUCCUUGAUUUUGAUUGGUUGUCAAGAAUGAAUUGUUACCAUAGUAAUUACCUUAGAAUGACAAAGUUACUAAAGUAACAACUAUAAGUAAUAUGACCUGGAAUAGGAUUAAGAUGGAUUACUGUAUCAGUAUUCUGCAUUUAAAAUGGGCUUGAAUCUUGCUGUGAAUGAAUGGCCCCAAGAAUCUGAAUUUUCACUGUAUGAUAUGUAUUCAUAUUUUGUCUGAAUGAAAUGACAAUAAUAUAGAAUUAUCAUGAUAUUGAAACCUCAGUGAAUAGCUGAAUUUGGGUUGGAGGUAUGUCAUGUUGUGUCUUGACUCUGACUUUAUACUUCGAAACCAUUCCACCUACAUGUAUAUAAAUUGUACUCUAAGCGAAAUAAUUUUUUGAACAUACAUGUAUUAUGUAUAUACUGGUAUAUUUAUUGUUGAAACAAAUUGAAUAAACAAAACACAUUUUGA
Messenger RNA from Lytechinus pictus (painted urchin), 7975 nucleotides. Its product is annotated as coiled-coil and C2 domain-containing protein 2A-like. Gene Ontology annotation, cellular component: ciliary transition zone. The transcript is spliced from 37 exons. Bases 534 to 5498 code for a protein of 1654 amino acids. NCBI's taxonomy places the organism in Eukaryota, Metazoa, Echinodermata, Echinoidea, Temnopleuroida, Toxopneustidae. Gene Ontology annotation, biological process: protein localization to ciliary transition zone; non-motile cilium assembly. The record is from RefSeq and is a predicted model, not a curated record.